This is a messenger RNA of Monoraphidium neglectum, 375 nucleotides long. RefSeq lists its product as hypothetical. The transcript has a single exon. The record is from RefSeq and is a predicted model, not a curated record. Lineage: Eukaryota; Viridiplantae; Chlorophyta; Chlorophyceae; Sphaeropleales; Selenastraceae. The annotation marks the transcript as partial.
GCGUCGUCUGGGGCUGACGAGGACGAUGACGAGGACGAUGACGAGGAUUCUGAAGGUGAUCUGGAGGGCGAGUUGGAAGGACUUGGCGCAGAGAUGGCGGUGGCGGCGGGGGAUGGCGCGUCGUGGGUCCUACCCGGCCGCCGGCCCAGUCCCAGCGGCGAGGUACACGGGAGCGACGCCGGCAGCAGCAGCGGCGGCGGAGCUGGGGGUGCGGGCGGGAGCGAGGGCGAGAGCGGCGGCCGCGGCGGCGGCGGCGGCGGCGGCGGCGCUCGCGGUAAGGGCGGGGGCGCCCGUGUCAGCAGCAGCUCUGUUGUGUCCUCGUCGUGCGCAUCCACAGCCGGGGCCGCGACCCUGGACUCUGGCGCAGGGACGUGA